Messenger RNA from Penicillium malachiteum, 1017 nucleotides. RefSeq lists its product as uncharacterized. The transcript has a single exon. The record is from RefSeq and is a predicted model, not a curated record. The coding region runs from base 1 to 1017 and encodes 338 amino acids. NCBI's taxonomy places the organism in Eukaryota, Fungi, Ascomycota, Eurotiomycetes, Eurotiales, Aspergillaceae.
AUGCCAACAGUCUUACUUCCUUCUUCCGCUGCGGCCUUUGCGCCGCGCUCCUCCCCGAAUGUCGUGUUGAAUAGGAAGGUUGCGCCAUGGUUGACAGCGACACUUAAGAGAGUGAAUCGGGUCAAGCGUCCUCUGAACAAUGUCACCCAACACACCCGGUGCUUGACAGAGACCUUAUCAUCGGCAAAUGCGAUCUGGACCCUAUGCUCCAUGAUGUUCACCAAGGCUCCCGAGGCGGAACUACGGAAGGAUGAUGAUCCACUCAUUCAAGGUCUCUUUAACUAUCAGAUGAUCCAUAUCGAGGCCUACGUUGUACAUGUUGACAUGGUCUCUCGGAAUGAGGUGGCAUUCAAGCUGACCCCGGAGACGAUCGAGGCCUUGGUGGAUUAUCAUAAAGAGAUCUACUCAGUAGAUACCGCUGCCAACACUUGGGACUGGUCGGGGAAGCAAGGCCAACUGAAGAAGCUACAGGAGGAGUUUGUGCAAGCCGCUAACAAGUUCGUGUACCGCGCCAAUGCCGAGGCUUUGGAAGGAUUGGAGGAGGACGGUGCCGGAGAGUUACUAUGUGGAUUGAGCGAAGAGGCAAAGCAGGCGAUCUCGAAUUUGUUCGUGCCGCUGCUACCACCUCCACCACGGGUGGUGGAGGUGAUGCGUCCCGUUCCUCUUCUACCUAGUUCGACCGGCCCUGAAGCUUGGUGGCAUACUCCUAUUCCACCAUCCGCGCCAAUCGAGUCGUGGAAAGUACUGUCGCCCAGUCCAGCCAGCACGGAUGAUUCUAAUCCGAAUCUUUGGGCUAGUCUCAGUUUCAGUGAAGCCCAGCUGCCAUCGCCGACCCCGUCCUAUAGCCAGCCCUUCACCACCGCGCCAUAUUCGCAGUACGACAUGGUAACGGCCUCCAUGGUCCUCGCGCCCCUCCCGCUUCCCAGCAUGCUUGUACAACCUUGCGGCACAGCAUUCAAUAUGGGCGGUUUUGGUUGGGGAGAAUUCGCUCCCUUGCCCUACGGCACGACGAUCUAA